Molecule: messenger RNA, 7699 nt
Organism: Mesocricetus auratus (golden hamster)
Lineage: Eukaryota; Metazoa; Chordata; Mammalia; Rodentia; Cricetidae
Gene: Eml5
Product: EMAP like 5
Exons: 44
Coding region: 385-6318 (1977 amino acids)
Molecular function (GO): microtubule binding
Source: RefSeq, a predicted model, not a curated record
GCGGCGGCGAGACUCGAGCGCCGCAGGUGACCCCGGCAGGGAGCCGGGUGCGCGGGGCCGGCUGAGAAGCAGCGGGCUGGAGGCGGGCACCCCCCGUUGGGUUGUCUCUCAGCCUAGGCGCGGGGCUGAGGAGACGCUGUGAGCUCCGGGACGCGCCAGGCUCCCUGACGGCCGGCGGCGCUAGCGGCCCUCCCUCGGCAUGUUCGGCGAGGACAGGCUCUUCCUCCCGCCCGUGGGCUGAGGCGGCGGCGGCCACACGAGCGAGAGAUGCACCUGCCGGGUUCGGCUUAGAGGAGCGUCCGGGCCGCCAGCCCGAGAGCUUUCGUCGCCCAGACCCGGCGGCGACCGCGGGCCCGAGCCGCAGCGACGGGUGGGCGCCCGGACAUGGCGGCCCGGAGCGCCCCGAGCUGCCACCUGCGGCUCGAGUGGGUGUACGGCUACCGGGGCCACCAGUGCCGCAACAACCUCUACUACACGGCGGCCAAGGAGAUCGUGUACUUCGUGGCGGGGGUCGGCGUGGUGUACAGCCCCCGGGAGCAUCGGCAGAAGUUCUACCGCGGCCACAGCGACGACAUCAUCAGUCUUGCACUACAUCCUGAGCGAGUGUUGGUAGCAACAGGACAAGUUGGGAAAGAGCCUUACAUUUGUGUUUGGGAUUCUUACACUGUUCAGACCGUGUCGGUUCUGAAGGAUGUUCAUACACAUGGCAUAGCUUGUUUAGCAUUUGACUUGGAUGGACAGCGCUUGGUUUCAGUUGGACUCGAUUCAAAGAACGCAGUUUGUGUUUGGGACUGGAAGAGGGGGAGAAUGUUGUCUAUGGCUCCUGGUCACACUGACAGAAUAUUUGAUAUAUCUUGGGAUUUGUACCAGCCAAAUAAACUUGUCAGCUGUGGUGUAAAACAUAUCAAGUUCUGGAGUUUGUGUGGAAAUGCUCUGACCCCCAAACGAGGAGUUUUUGGUAAAACAGGUGACCUGCAGACAAUAUUGUGCCUAGCCUGUGCUCGGGAUGAAUUAACAUAUUCUGGUGCACUCAAUGGGGACAUAUAUGUUUGGAAAGGAAUCAAUCUUAUACGAACAAUACAAGGAGCCCAUACUGCGGGAAUUUUUAGUAUGAAUGCUUGUGAAGAAGGCUUUGCUACUGGUGGCAGAGAUGGCUGUAUUCGUCUUUGGGAUUUAGCUUUUAAACCAAUUACUGUGAUUGAUCUCAGGGAAACAGACCAGGGAUACAAAGGUUUAUCUGUGAGGAGUGUUUGUUGGCGAGGUGACCACAUUUUAGUUGGAACGCAGGACAGUGAAAUUUUUGAAAUUGUAGUGCAUGAAAGAAACAAACCUUUCCUAAUUAUGCAAGGGCAUUGCGAAGGUGAACUUUGGGCACUUGCUGUUCAUCCUACUAAACCUUUGGCUGUGACGGGGAGUGACGAUCGUUCAGUCAGGAUUUGGAGCCUUGUAGAUCAUGCUUUAAUAGCAAGAUGUAAUAUGGAAGAACCAAUUCGAUGUGCUGCUGUCAAUGUAGAUGGAAUCCACCUUGCCUUGGGAAUGAAGGAUGGGUCAUUCACUGUCCUUAGAGUGAGAGAUAUGACUGAAGUUGUACAUAUCAAAGACAGGAAAGAGGCAAUCCAUGAGCUAAAAUAUUCGCCAGAUGGCACUUACCUUGCUGUUGGCUGCAAUGACAGCUCAGUUGACAUCUAUGGAGUUGCUCAGCGUUAUAAAAAAGUUGGUGAAUGUGUUGGUUCACUUAGCUUCAUCACUCAUCUGGACUGGUCUUCAGAUAGUAGAUAUUUGCAGACAAAUGAUGGCAGUGGAAAACGAUUUCUAUAUAGGAUGCCAGGAGGAAAGGAAGUGACAAGUAAAGAAGAAAUAAAAGGUGUUCACUGGGCUUCAUGGACAUGUGUUUCAGGACUUGAAGUCAAUGGGAUUUGGCCCAAGUAUUCUGAUGUCAAUGAUAUAAAUUCAGUAGAUGGAAAUUAUGUUGGCCAGGUUUUAGUUACAGCUGAUGACUGUGGAGUUGUAAAAUUAUUCCGAUAUCCAUGUUUAAGAAAAGGGGCCAAGUUUAGAAAAUAUAUUGGCCAUUCAGCUCACGUAACUAAUGUCAGAUGGUCACAUGAUUAUCAAUGGGUUAUUUCUAUUGGUGGAGCUGAUCACUCUGUCUUUCAGUGGAAAUUCAUUCCUGAAAGAAAAUUAAAAGAUGCCCUUCACAUAGCACCCCAAGAAAGUCUGGCUGAGUCCAACAGUGAUGAAUCAGAUUCAGAUCUAUCUGAUGUUCCAGAACUGGACUCUGAGAUUGAGCAAGAGACACAGCUUACUUACCACCGGCAGGUUUACAAAGAAGAUCUACCUCAGCUUAAAGAACAAUGCAAAGAAAAACAGAAAAGUGCUACUUCUAAACGAAGAGAAUGUGCUCCAGGAAAUAGUAUUCGAUUACACUUCAUUCAUGGUUACAGAGGUUAUGACUGUCGAAGUAAUCUUUUCUACACUCAAAUUGGUGAAAUUGUGUACCAUGUGGCAGCAGUGGGUGUCAUAUAUAAUAGACAACAGAACACGCAGCGUUUUUACCUGGGCCAUGAUGAUGAUAUUCUAUGUCUGGCUAUUCAUCCUUUGAAGGACUAUGUGGCCACAGGCCAGGUAGGUAGAGAUCCCUCAAUUCACAUAUGGGACACAGAAACCAUUAAACCAUUGUCUAUAUUAAAGGGCUACCACCAGUAUGGCGUCUGUGCAGUUGAUUUCUCAGCUGAUGGGAAACGCCUGGCUUCAGUUGGAAUAGAUGACAGCCACACCAUUGUACUGUGGGACUGGAAGAAAGGGGAGAAACUGUCAGUGGCAAGAGGCAGUAAAGAUAAGAUUUUUGUUGUGAAGAUGAAUCCCUAUGUGCCUGAUAAACUAAUUACAGCCGGGAUUAAACACAUGAAAUUUUGGCGUAGAGCAGGGGGAGGAUUAAUUGGAAGAAAAGGCUACAUAGGCACUCUGGGGAAAAAUGACACAAUGAUGUGUGCAGUGUAUGGAUGGACUGAGGAGAUGGCUUUUUCUGGAACAUCCACAGGAGAUGUGUGCAUCUGGAGAGAUGUCUUUCUUGUAAAAACAGUUAAAGCCCACGAUGGGCCAGUGUUCAGUAUGCACGCAUUGGAGAAAGGAUUUGUAACCGGAGGAAAAGAUGGUGUAGUAGCCCUUUGGGAUGACUCCUUUGAAAGAUGCCUCAAGACCUAUGCUAUAAAAAGGGCUGAUUUAGCCCCAGGAUCCAAAGGUUUGCUCUUGGAAGAUAACCCAUCUAUACGUGCCAUAUCAUUAGGACAUGGUCAUAUUUUAGUUGGCACAAAGAAUGGUGAAAUAUUAGAAGUGGAUAAAAGUGGCCCAAUAACACUUCUGGUCCAGGGACACAUGGAAGGAGAGGUGUGGGGUUUGGCCACACAUCCUUAUCUGCCCAUCUGCGCUACUGUUAGUGAUGAUAAGACCUUAAGAAUAUGGGAUCUCUCUCCUAGUCAUUGCAUGUUGGCAGUCCGGAAACUGAAAAAGGGUGGGAGAUGCUGCUGCUUUUCCCCCGAUGGAAAAGCUUUAGCUGUAGGUCUCAAUGAUGGAAGCUUCUUAAUGGCAAAUGCAGACACUCUGGAGGAUCUUGUGUCUUUUCACCACAGAAAAGAUAUUAUUUCAGAUAUCCAGUUUUCACCUGGUUCUGGGAAAUACCUGGCUGUGGCGUCCCAUGACAGCUUUAUAGACAUAUACAAUGUGAUGAGUAGUAAACGAGUGGGGGUAUGCAAAGGAGCUACAAGCUACAUAACCCACAUCGACUGGGACACUAGAGGAAAGCUUUUACAGGUCAACACUGGUGCUAAAGAGCAACUAUUCUUUGAAGCCCCCAGAGGAAAAAAACAAACCAUCCCCAGUGUGGAGGUGGAAAAAAUUAGUUGGGCAUCAUGGACAAGUGUACUUGGUUUAUGUUGUGAGGGAAUUUGGCCUAUAAUUGGAGAAGUCACAGACGUAACUGCCUCUUGUCUCACCAGUGACAAAAUGGUCCUAGCCACAGGGGAUGAUUUGGGAUUCGUGAAGCUGUUUAGAUACCCAGCUAAAGGAAAAUUUGGAAAGUUUAAGAAGUAUGUGGCUCACAGCACACAUGUCACAAAUGUUCGCUGGACUUAUGAUGACAGCAUGCUGGUUACCCUGGGAGGCACAGAUAUGUCUUUAAUGGUAUGGACAAAUGAAAUGGAGAACCAUCGAGAAAAAAAGUCUUGCGACAGUGAAGAGUCUGAUAUAGAUUCUGAAGAAGAUGGAGGCUAUGACAGUGAUGUGACAAGAGAGAAUGAAAUUAGUUACACCAUCAGAGCCUUAUCAACUAAUAUUCGCCCAAUGCUUGGAGUCAAGCCUCAUUUGCAACAAAAGGAACCGUCAGUUGAUGAGAGACAGGGGGUAGUAAGAGGAUCCAGGCCCCCAGUGAGUAGGGCCCCACCACAGCCAGAGAAACUUCAGUCAAACAAUGUUGGCAAGAAAAAGAGACCUAUAGAGGACCUUGUGUUGGAGCUUGCUUUUGGCUAUCGAGGCAGAGACUGCAGGAACAAUGUGCAUUACUUAAAUGAUGGCGAUGAUAUAGUUUAUCACACUGCCUCUGUUGGGAUUCUGCACAAUGUUGCUACAGGGACUCAGAGUUUUUAUCAGGAACACAAUGAUGACAUUCUGUGCCUCACUGUAAAUCAGCACCCCAAAUUUAUCAACAUAGUGGCAACUGGCCAAGUAGGUGAUUCAGCAGACAUGUCAGCUACAGCCCCAUCUGUGCACAUCUGGGAUGCAGUGAGCAAGCAGACGCUGUCUAUAUUAAGAUGCUCUCAUUCAAAGGGGGUGUGCUCCGUCAGCUUCAGCGCUACUGGGAAGCUGCUGCUAUCUGUGGGGCUAGACCCGGAGCACACCGUUACCAUUUGGAGAUGGCAGGAAGGGGCCAGAAUUGCCAGCAGAGCUGGGCACAACCAGCGUAUUUUUGUAGCAGAAUUUCGACCAGAUUCAGAUACCCAGUUUGUCUCUGUGGGUAUAAAGCACGUGAAGUUCUGGACCCUGGCAGGAAGGGCUCUUCUCAGCAAAAAGGGACUUCUGAGCACACUGGAGGAUGCCCGGAUGCAGACGAUGCUUGCUGUUGCAUUUGGUGCAAAUAACUUGACGUUUACAGGUACCAUCAGUGGUGAUGUCUGUGUGUGGAAAGAGCACAUGUUGUGUAGAGUGGUGGCUAGAGCGCACAAUGGGCCUGUCUUUGCCAUGUAUACCACCCUGCGAGAUGGACUGAUCGUGACUGGCGGCAAGGAAAGGCCGUCAAAGGAAGGAGGUGCAGUUAAACUGUGGGACCAGGAACUGAGACGAUGCCGGGCCUUCAGGCUUGAGACAGGACAAGUCACAGAUUGUGUUCGGUCUGUGUGCAGAGGCAAAGGCAAGAUACUAGUUGGCACAAGGAAUGCUGAGAUAAUUGAAGUUGGAGAGAAAAAUGCAGCAUGUAACGUUUUAGUUAAUGGCCAUGUGGAUGGGCCAAUCUGGGGACUAGCAACACAUCCUUCCAGGGAUUUUUUCCUUUCUGCUGCAGAAGAUGGGACAGUGAGACUCUGGGAUAUUGCUGAUAAAAAGAUGCUAAACAAAGUGAAUUUGGGACAUGCUGCUCGGACAGUGUGUUACAGCCCGGAAGGUGACAUGGUGGCUAUUGGAAUGAAAAAUGGAGAAUUUAUUAUAUUACUUGUGAGUUCUCUGAAAAUAUGGGGAAAGAAGAGAGACAGGCGAUGUGCAAUCCAUGAUAUCAGAUUUAGUCCAGAUUCCCGGUAUUUGGCAGUGGGUUCUAGUGAGAACUCAGUGGACUUUUAUGACCUAACAUUGGGUCCCACCCUUAACAGAAUCAGCUACUGCAAAGACAUUCCAAGUUUUGUCAUUCAAAUGGACUUCUCUGCAGAUAGCAGACAUCUCCAGGUUUCUAGUGGCUGCUAUAAACGGCAUGUCUAUGAAGUGCCUUCAGGAAAACACCUUGUGGAUCAUGCUGCCAUUGACAGGAUCACGUGGGCUACUUGGACUAGUAUUCUGGGCGAUGAAGUUAUGGGAAUCUGGUCCAGACAUGCUGAGAAAGCAGAUGUCACCUGUGCCUGUGUAUCUCAUUCAGGAAUCAGUCUUGUGACAGGAGACGACUUUGGCAUGGUUAAGUUAUAUGAUUUUCCAUGCCCAGAAAAAUUUGCAAAGCACAAGAGGUUCUUGGGUCAUUCCCCUCAUGUGACAAAUAUUCGAUUUACUAGUGGUGAUCGACAUGUUGUUAGUGCUGGAGGCGAUGACUGCAGUUUGUUUGUCUGGAAAUGUGUACACAUGCCUCACUGAACUGCCCUGUGAUGCUGAGAAGACUAAACAAAGCUCACCUCAAGAGACCAGUUCUGUAACAAAAACCAAAACCAAACUCUGCAUGGUCCAGUGGUGCUAACUGAAGACUGUGGCAGGGAAGGAUGCGCAGAAUCGAUCACACAGCAGAAGACUGAGAGUUCCAAAUGCUUGCUACAUGUACCAACCCAUACUCUGUACACUGCCAGAUAAUUACACUGCAAGGAACGGCUCAAUUAUUUGACAAAAAGUCAUCCUCCUCUGUAAUUUUGACAGACUUGCCUAGGGUAUAGCUGUCUUUAAAGAAAAAAAAAAAAAAAAGGGCCAGGCGUUGGUGGUGCACACCUUUAAUCCUAGCACUUGGAAGGCAGAGGCAGGAAGAUCUCUGUGAGUUUGAGGCCAGCCUGGUCUACAGAGCUAGUUCCAGGACAGGUUCCAAAGCUACACAGAGAAACCAUGUCUUGAAAAACCAAAAAGAAAAUAAAAAAAUGGAAAUUUUUUCUCAUUUCUAACAUUUCUUUAGUGAAAUAUUUCACCCUUAUACAAGGAAAGUAAUAAGCAACCAUCACCCUAAAGUGUCAGUUUUCAAAAUGCAAACAUUUUUCUUAAGGAAACUUACACAAGCUUUCCUGGAGAGUAUUUCUUAAACAUUAGUUUAGUCCCCUCUGCAAAGGACAUUUCUCUUUACAGUCUGAACAGAUCCAAAGUCUGCAGCAUAUGCAGACUACAUUUUCACUGUUGAGCUGUCAAUCUUUGUGUUUCAAAGCCAUCUCUAUAAAAUGAUGAAUCACAGUUAUGGCCUCAUUAAUAGGAAAGUGAUAUAAUGAACAUUCAUUUCCAAGUGUACAGUUUUUUAAGGUUCUGUGAUAGCAAUAGCUCUUAACUGAAAGAUAAUAUCGCAUAUUUAAAGGUAUGAUCUAAUAAACAUUUGUUUAUUGUGUAAACAAAAGCAUUAAAUUCAUAAUACUAGUAACACUGGGUAAAAAAUUUUAUAGUUUUGUAUUGAGAAAAAAUGUUUAACUAGAUGUAUGCCACCCUAUAAGGCUGUUUUCCAAAAUGAAUGACUCCAGGUUCUCCUGAAGAAGUCAGAAUCCUUCCACUUUAAUGCUGCCAAAGAUUGGGACCUACCGCCCAGGACUUGCUGUUUAGCCUCGCUAGUUCCUCAAGAUGAAAAAUCCAGUAGACUGCUGUGUAAACAUUAUUUUUCUACAUGUGAAGAGGAUGCUCUACUGGGUAUUUCCAUUUUUUUAUUUUAUUGUGUGAAUUAUUUAUUGUGUAGCAUAGAUCCUCCCCGUCAGGCUUCUGGAAUCCUGUUUGGUUUGUUAUGUUUUCUAUGGCUAAAACAUUGUGACUAUUAAAACCAGAAUGAACACUUUGCAUCAAA